Molecule: messenger RNA, 2980 nt
Organism: Zingiber officinale
Lineage: Eukaryota; Viridiplantae; Streptophyta; Magnoliopsida; Zingiberales; Zingiberaceae
Exons: 4
Coding region: 600-2825 (741 amino acids)
Molecular function (GO): glycosyltransferase activity
Source: RefSeq, a predicted model, not a curated record
CUCUCUCUCUCUCUCUCUCUCUCUACUCGGUCUGCACUUGCCGCUUCCUUCUAACCUCCAUUCUCAGCGUCCAAAUUUGGAGAUGCGUCACGAGAUCCCUAAUUGAUGUCCUUCUUCUACUCAUUCUCCUCUUCGGUCUCUGUUGUCGGUUGCAGGUCGCCUGUUCGCUUGUUCAUCGAUUUCUAGUUAGCUGGUUCGAACUUCUGGUUGGUUUGAGCAGAUUCUUUUUCGCAAUUGCUAGGGUUUGCUUCCUAACCUUCUCUUGCCAGUUAGCUCCCGGAUGAAUUGAGCUAUCUAUCGUAUAUUUCCUUCCGAAAUUUUGGUUCUUUUUGUCGAUUAUGGGUGUGUCUCAAUGAAGCAGUUGCUCUAAACCAAAAUUUUAGAGCUUGCAUACUGAUGGACGAAAAUAGGGAAUUUUGGACGUUGGAUCGUUUCUCUUAAGUUGCAAAAAAAGGAUUUUUUUUUUCUUUCGCUUUUCUAAAAUUGGUGGAGCUAAAGAUUUGUUGGACAUUAUGUUAGAUAUGUUCUGAUUUUCUGCUGUAAAUUGGGUAGAGAUGACUGCUGACCUGAUUUGAUGAGGUUUAAAGAGGGAAGUAGAAAUGGAGGAAGGCAAUAGUAAAUCGGAUUUAAAAUCAUUGCGGAAGCUUGGAGUCAGAACGACGGGAAAUUUGAAGCCUUCUGUGUCAGGGAGGUUUAGUCCUAGGAAUUCUCCUCUCAAUGGAAGGUUGCAUUCUAGUAGAACCCGAAGGGAGAACAAGGCCACCUCUGUCAAGUGGCUUUUUUGGCGGAGCAAUCUUGUAGUGCUAUGGUUGAUGCUUGUAAUUUUUUGGGCUUACAUUGGUUUCCAUGUGCAAUCAAAGUGGGCUCAUGGUGACCAUAGAAAGGAAGAACUCAUUGGUUAUCAGAGCAAGGCAGGUAGUUCUGGCAAAUUAGCUGGAAAUUCAAUCACUUGGAAUCAGGAUUUUGUAACAGAGAAUGGAAAGAACUUAACAUUGAUUAAGAUUGGUGAUACUCAGACAAAGAAAGCAAAAGAGGUCCCAACAAAAGCUAAUACUACCAAGAUUAAGAUCGGUGAUACUCAGACAAAGAAAGUAAAAGAGGUCCCAACAAAAGCUAAUACUACCAAGAAGCGCAGUAGGAGAUCAGAACGGAGACUGCAAAGAGCUUCAGCCAAGUUGAAGGGCAUGGCUUUGGAGAAUAAAACUGGCGAGAUAGAGGAAGGGAUGAUACCAAGAAGAAAUACUUCAUAUGGAUUGAUCGUGGGACCAUUUGGUAAGGCAGAGGACAACAUUCUGGGGUGGAAUGGUGAGAAAAUGUGGGGCACUUGUGAUAGGAAAAAUGAAUUUGCUCAUAUUGUUCGGUCACAGUCGUUUGUGUUGGUUCUUCAUGAACUUUCAAUGACAGGAGCUCCGCUUUCAAUGAUGGAACUAGCAUCUGAGAUCCUGAGUUGUGGGGGUACUGUCUUUGCGGUAGUCCUAAGCAGAAAAGGUGGGCUGCUGACAGAACUCGAUAAAAGAGGGAUUAAAGUAGUUAAAGACAGGGCGCAGAUUAGCUUCAAGACUGCCAUGAAAGCAGAUGUUAUUAUAGCUGGAUCAGCUGUCUGUUCAUCCUGGAUAGAGCAAUAUCUGGCACAUUUCCCAGGUGGCUCAAAUCAAAUAGUUUGGUGGAUCAUGGAGAAUCGACGAGAAUACUUUGGCCGAUCAAAGGAUAUGCUUAGCCAAGUGAAAAUGAUAGUUUUCUUGUCUGAGUCACAAUCUAAGCAGUGGUUAUCAUGGUGCGAAGAAGAGAAGAUUCAUCUCAAAUUGCAACCAAUGAUAGUUCCUCUCUCUGUGAACGAUGAAUUAGCUUUCAUAGCUGGUAUUCCAUCCUCCCUGAACACUCCAGCUUUUAGUGCAGAAAACAUGCUUAUGAAGAGGAAUAUGCUAAGAGCUUCUGUUAGGAAAGAGAUGGGCUUGAGUGAUAAUGACAUGCUUGUUAUGUCUCUCAGUAGCAUAAACCCUACCAAAGGUCAGCGCUUGUUUCUAGAAUCAGCUCUUUUGGUGGCUGAACAUAAUGCUUCUUUGAAAGCAUUUCCAAAAGAUGAAUCACUUGUGGUAAAGUUUCCAGAAGUUGCUCACCGAAACACAGAUAUUCAGCUUAAUUCUAGUAGCAUCUCAAUGCCAACUAACCAGGAUAUUGUUCUGAAGAGUAACAUUAGCAGUAUGACUACUAGGAAGAGGAGAAAACAUUCAAAAUCGGCCACUGUUCUUUCUUUGAGAAAUGAUAUUUCUAAGAGUAUCACCAGAGCAGAUGGCCAAAAAUUAAGGAAUCUGCUGGCAGAAACCAAGGACAAAGUAGAGCAGAACCUUAAAGUUCUUAUAGGCUCACUUGGAUCCAAGAGCAACAAAGUGCUUUACAUAAAAGCUAUCCUUAAAUUGUUAUCUCAACAUUCAAACCUGACGAAACAAGUAUUAUGGACCCCAGCAACUACACGCGUUGCGUCACUCUAUGCUGCAGCAGAUGUAUACGUGAUAAAUGCACAGGGGCUUGGAGAAACAUUUGGAAGGGUUACAAUUGAAGCUAUGGCUUUUGGCCUGCCGGUGCUUGGAACUUAUGCAGGAGGGACCAGGGAGAUUGUUGAGCAUGAAGUUACCGGUCUUCUCCAUCCUGUUGGGAGAGAAGGAAUACAAGUUCUGGCCCAGAACAUUCAGUAUCUGCUGAGCAACCCAUCAAUGAAAGAAAAAAUGGGAAUUCUCGGAAGGAGAAAGGUGCAAGAGAAAUACCUGAAGAAUCACAUGUACAAGAGUUUUGCUAAGGUUCUCAUCAAGUGCAACAAAAUCAAAUAGCAAAGCUGUUCAACUACUACACAUUUUGCAACUAGAGAUCUUUUCAAUCGAUUAAUUAGACAUUUUUUCCAUUUGCAAUUAACUUGUUAACAACCACGUGUUGAUUGAUUAUUAUUUUUUUUUUUGUACUCAAGUAGAAUGCUCAAUUAUAUAUU